This is a messenger RNA of Aplosporella prunicola CBS 121167, 1366 nucleotides long. RefSeq lists its product as uncharacterized. The record is from RefSeq and is a predicted model, not a curated record. NCBI's taxonomy places the organism in Eukaryota, Fungi, Ascomycota, Dothideomycetes, Botryosphaeriales, Aplosporellaceae. Bases 86 to 1141 code for a protein of 351 amino acids. The transcript is spliced from 2 exons.
GGCCUCCAAAAAAGAGUGCCCGUCUUCACCAGGCUAACAACAAACAACAAACCGUACAUUCAGACUUCACGCAAAAUCAAACACCAUGGCGCUGUCUCUAGAAUCCUUCAAGACAAUCCCCACCUCCUACGCUACCUGCUCAGUCGGCUAUAAGCCCGAGCACACUCUCCCAAAGAAGCUCGAGGCCAUCGCGGCCGCCGGCUUCCAGGCCAUCGAGCUGUCCAUGCCAGACGUCCUGUCCUUCGCAGAGCUUCACUUACGGAAAAAGGUCGGGCCCAAGGACUGGGACGACCUUUGUUACGCGGCCAAAACCAUCAAAGCACAGACGGACGCCAAGGGGCUAAAGGUCCUAAUGCUGCAGCCGUUUGCGAACUUUGAGGGCUGGGCUGAGGGCUCGCAAGAGAGGGCAGACGCGUUCGACAGGGCAAGAGGCUGGGUGCGGAUCAUGGAGGCCUGCGGGACAGAUAUGCUACAGGUCGGCUCGUCAGACACGCCGGCUGACAAGAUCGGCCUCGACCGGAGCCGCUUCGUGGCCGACCUCCGCGAGCUGGCCGACCUCCUCGCCGAGAAGGGCUUCCGCAUCGCCUACGAGAACUGGUGCUGGUCGACGCACGCACCCGAUUGGAAAGACGUCUGGGACAUUGUGCGCCAGGUCGACAAACCCAACGUCGGCCUCUGCCUCGACACGUUCCAGACCGCCGGCGGCGAAUGGGGCGACCCGACCACCGAGUCCGGCCUCCUCGAGGACGUCUCCAAGGAGCAGGUGGUCGAGCGCUUCACGCGCAGCCUCGACCAGCUCGCCCAGACCGUCCCCAAGGACAAGAUCUACCUGUUGCAGAUCUCCGAUGCGUAUAACCCCAAGCAGGCAUUCAGCAAGGACGCCGAUGAGCAGGGCCUCCGGCCCCGCGGCCGCUGGAGCCAUGAUUUCCGCCCUCCCCCCUUCAAUGGUGGAUAUCUGCCUGUCGUGGACGUGACGAAGGCGGUGCUGCGCACGGGCUUCCGCAGCUGGUUCUCCUACGAGGUGUUUGACGGUGGCCCGGAGGGCAAGGGCCUGGAGUACGACAUGGCCGAGUACACGGCCAAGGCGAUGGACUCGCACAGGCAGCUGCUUGAGGCGAGUGCGGAGCAGCCUGCCGCGUGAGUGGGUGGGGGUUAGACUUACGACGUUACGAGUAUGAAAACAUAAAUGACUUUUUUUUGUUCACCAGUUGCCUGAGUAGACCCUCAUUGGGAUUUGAGGAUUGGGACAUCUCUGCUGUCUAGAGAUUAUCUGCAGAUUGAGCUAGUAGGCUGGCGCCAUUGAGGCAUUUGUGUUGAGAAUUGUUGCCAACUGCGGUCAUUCAUGUGGCAAUUGCUGCAGCGCGGG